AUGUCCCUUGAAAAGACAUCACAACAAUUGAAGGAUGCCUUCGCCAAGCAGGACUUUCAAACCUGUGUGAAAUUACUCUCGUUAAUCAAGGUCCAAUUAGCCCAGCAUAAUUUGUUGGUUCCAAUUUUAAAUAAUAAAAUCAAUCAAGGUGAUUUACUCAUUUCUAGAUCUCUUUUGGAAAUCGGUGCCUUGGCUGCUAUUAAUGUGUCAAACUUAAAGUUGUUUGAAAAACUCAUCAUUGAAUUGAAGCCUUUUUACAAUCUCAAGACAGAAUUCUUCCUUAACAAUAAGUCUGCCCUUGAAAACAAAUUGGAGGCACUAUACUUAUUAUUAUUGUUGACUAAAGGCGAGAUCUCACAAUUUCACAUCGAAUUGUUGUCUCUUUCCUCUAGCAUCAAUGGUUUCAACUCAAAUACAGUGGAUGACAUGAGUCAAAUUGAAAACGAUAAAUAUUUGAACUACCCAAUCAAAAUUGAAAGAUGGCUCAUGGAAGGGUCUUAUGAUAAGGUCUGGGAUCUUAUAAAUAACACUGGCAGCACGAGUGCUGAUUUUAAGGAAUUCUUAUCUUUCAACAAUAGCUUGACCAAUACUUUACGGAACGAAAUCUCUAAAUGUUUGAAUGUUAGUUACGAUAGCUUGCCAAUCUCGAAUGCCAAGAACUUGUUAUUUUUCGACAAUGAAAGGGCGUUGUCAAGUUACAUCAAGAACAAUUCUGGGGUUACUACUACUUGGAAAAUUGAGAAUGGUGUGAUAUUUUUCCCAAAGAAGGAAGAAGAAGAAGAGGAAGGAGGAGACGCUAUUGAUGUCGAUGAUUAUUAUAAUGAACAAGGUUUUGGUGAUGAAAGCCAAUUUGAUAGACCACAACAGAAGCUAAGCAUCAAUGAAUCAAUCAUCAAAAACGUCCUUGGUUAUGCUACUGAAAUGGAAACUAUUGUCUAG
Messenger RNA from Saccharomycopsis crataegensis, 939 nucleotides. It is a transcript of the gene RPN12, whose product is annotated as proteasome regulatory particle lid subunit RPN12. The transcript has a single exon. The record is from RefSeq and is a predicted model, not a curated record. Gene Ontology annotation, biological process: proteasome-mediated ubiquitin-dependent protein catabolic process. Gene Ontology annotation, cellular component: cytosol; nucleus; proteasome regulatory particle, lid subcomplex. The coding region runs from base 1 to 939 and encodes 312 amino acids. NCBI's taxonomy places the organism in Eukaryota, Fungi, Ascomycota, Saccharomycetes, Ascoideales, Saccharomycopsidaceae.